This is a messenger RNA of Blepharisma stoltei, 960 nucleotides long. Lineage: Eukaryota; Ciliophora; Heterotrichea; Heterotrichida; Blepharismidae. The record is from the annotation of a GenBank genome assembly.
AUGCGAAAACUCCUCAAAGCUCAUGAUGGCAAAGAGGUCAAUACCACUGACAAAUCAGCUGUUCCUGAUGGAGCUGUCCCUGGCUACCUUUUAGAUCGUGAAGGGUCGAACAAAACCAAAAUCCUCAGCAACAUGGUCAAGCAGAAACGCAAAGAAAAAGCUGGCAAAUGGGCAGUCCCAAUUCCAAAGGUUAAGCCACUAACCGACCAAGAAAUGUACCAGGUUGUGAAAACUGGAAAAAGGAAGAGAAAAAUGUGGAAAAGAAUGAUCAAUAAAGCUUGUUUCGUAGGCGAAAAUUUCGUCAGAAAGCCACCAAAAUUCGAAAGAUAAACUAUUUAAUCUUAUUUUUGCACUUCAGCAAUGAUAUAAAAGCAUAUUUUAUUUAUAAAUUUAUUAAUAAAGUGCUCAUAAAGCAUAUAAUUCUUGGUAGUCAAAAAAAAAACCUCUAUGUGGUAAAUGACAAUAAAUUUUUUCCUAUAAAAUAUGUAAUUAAUUUAUUUUCCAAUGCUUCUAUGAGGAUUUUUCCAAUAUAAAAAAUGCAAGUUUUCAAGACUGAGAAACAACAGUUUUUACCCAAUUAAAAUUAAAUUAAUCUUUUAAAAAACUCUAUUAUUUAUUUUUUUUAUCAAAAAAAAUGACUAUGCUAGCCCACGCGGAUUUUUCAUAUUUUACCAUAAUUCUGUAUACAUAAGACCAACUGGUAUGAGAUUUACCAAAGCUCACGUCACACAUCCAGAACUGAAUACAACGUUCUAUCUCGACAUCAUUGGUGUUAAGAAAAAUCCUCAAUCUAGCUUAUACACAAGCUUAGGCGUCAUCACAAAAGGAGCCGUUAUCGAAGUCAACGUCGCAGACUUAGGACUUGUGACACAAGGUGGAAAAGUUGUAUGGGGAAAAUACGCUCAGGUUACAAAUAACCCAGAAAAUGAUGGAUGCAUUAAUGCGGUAUUAUUAGUCUAA